AUGAAUCCCCAAACCCCCUCAGGACCCCAGUACCCAGGAUACACCCUCCGCACGCACAGACCAGGGGAUAUAGGCUGGAUAAUCCACCGACACGCAACACUAUACGAAAAAGAACAAGGCUGGGGCACAAAAAUGGAAGCACUAGUAUGCAAAGUGGGUUCAGAAUUCCUCGACAACUACGACGCAUCCACAGACCGGUGCUGGAUCGCCGAGCGCAACGACGAGUUCCUUGGCUGUAUAGUUCUUGUUCGAGACAGAGACGCCGUCAACACGGCCAAACUGCGUCUCCUACUUGUUGAGCCCGGCGCGCGGGGCCUUGGGCUUGGCCGUGCUUUGAUCGAGCAGUGUACGCGGUUUGCGCGCGAGACGGGGUAUGCCCGGAUUCGGCUUUGGACGCAGAAUGUUCUUGUUUCGGCAAGGAGGUUGUAUACGAAGGAGGGGUAUCGGCUUGUUAGUUCUGAGGAUUAUGGGGUUUUUGGGGAAGGGCAUUUUGGGGAGUGUUGGGAGUUGGUUUUGUGA
Molecule: messenger RNA, 519 nt
Organism: Penicillium samsonianum
Lineage: Eukaryota; Fungi; Ascomycota; Eurotiomycetes; Eurotiales; Aspergillaceae
Product: GNAT family N-acetyltransferase
Exons: 1
Coding region: 1-519 (172 amino acids)
Molecular function (GO): N-acetyltransferase activity
Source: RefSeq, a predicted model, not a curated record